UCUCUCUCUCUCUCUCUCUCACACACACACACACACACACACACACACACACAGUCGCACUGGUUCGCUUUAUCAGGAAUUUUCCGGUAAGGAGUCUUUACACAAAGCAGCUCGAGCUCCGUUAAACAAAGGCGUGUGUGAGCGCGUGAGGCGGAGAGAAGCGCUGUAGAGCCUCUUCAGCAUCAUCACUGGACCAGUUUGUGUGUGUGUGUGUGUGUGUGUGUGUGUGUGUGUGUGUGAGAGAGAGAGAGAUGUAGCGGCAGCUUUGGGUAAAAAAAACACGUAAAAAAUGAAGAAACUUCGGAGAACUUUAUCAGAGAGCUUCCGCCGCGUGGCAUUAAAGAAAGAGGAUGGAGGUUUUGAUGAGAUAUGCGUCUCCAAGAUGUCCACUCGAGGGUGCCAGGGUUCUGACUCGCUCUUUAGGCCCCUGGAUUCGAUCCCUGAGGAACGCCGAGUCCAGCGCACUCAGAGUGGCUUCGAGUCCUUUGAGAAACAUGCCAGUCAGGUGAAGAGAGUUCACUCAGAGAACAAUGCCUGCAUCAAUGCCUCUGGGAGCAACACACACUCAGAGUCACCCAAACUCCGCCGUCACUCCAGUCCCAGCUCAGUGAGUCCGACCAGUCCUAAGUUUGGGAAGGUUGAUUCCUAUGAGAAACUGGAGAAACUUGGAGAAGGUUCUUACGCCACUGUCUACAAGGGAAAGAGCAAGGUGAAUGGGAAGCUGGUGGCUCUUAAAGUGAUUCGGCUGCAGGAGGAGGAGGGAACUCCGUUCACCGCUAUCAGAGAGGCAUCUCUGCUGAAAGGUCUGAAACACGCAAACAUUGUCCUGCUACAUGACAUCAUACACACCAAGGAAACGCUUACACUUGUAUUUGAAUAUGUGCACACAGAUUUGUGUCGGUACAUGGAUAAACACUCUGGGGGGCUUCACCCUGAAAAUGUCAGGCUUUUCCUUUUUCAGUUGUUGCGAGGUUUGUCCUACAUCCAUCAGCGCUUCAUCCUACACCGAGAUCUCAAACCUCAAAACCUGCUGAUCAGUGAAAGCGGAGAACUGAAACUGGCUGAUUUCGGUCUAGCCCGUGCUAAAUCUGUUCCCAGUCACACAUACUCUAAUGAGGUGGUGACUCUGUGGUAUCGACCCCCAGAUGUACUUCUUGGUUCCACUGAAUACUCCACCUGCCUGGACAUGUGGGGCGUCGGCUGUAUCUAUAUUGAGAUGAUUCAGGGUGUGGCUGCAUUUCCGGGUAUGAAGGAUGUUCAGGAUCAGCUCGAACGGAUCUUCUUGGUUCUCGGUACUCCAUCUGAAGAAACAUGGCCAGGUGUUCACUCACUUCCUCACUUCAAACCAGGACGUUUUCCUGUAUAUAGCGCCAAAAAACUUAGACAAGCCUGGAACAAGUUAGGUCAUGUGGAUCACGCAGAAGAUUUAGCCUCCAGGUUCCUGCAGUGUUUCCCAAAGCAGCGUGUUUCUGCUUCCACGGCGCUGCAGCACGACUUCUUCAGACAGUUACCUGAUAAUCUGAGGAAUCUUUCAGACAUGUCCUCUAUCUUCACGGUGCCAGGCUUGAGGCUGUACCCUGAAUCAGAUUUCACAAACAUCAAUACACACAGCAAAGGAGCUUCAUGUGGUAAACAGUGACAGGUUGUUUUUCAUCUGUGUUCUUUCAGGAUGAAGAAAAGAACGAAGCUCUUUAAAUGAUUUUUUUUUUUUAAGUGUGUGUGUGUGUGUGUGUGUGUGUGAGGGUAUAUAAGGGGAAUGUCAUAUUUAACAAUACUAUUCCUUUUUUAAACUUUUUAUUAAAAAUGUUUACAAGUUGGUAAUAGAUGACUUGACACACACACACACACACACACACACACACACACAGCGUGCAUGAACAUGUGGGUUAUGAUAAUGUGUGUACAGAUAAACUAAUUUUCUUCAGAAUGUCCUUCCUUGCCCCACCUCACACCACACCCUUCAUCAUUGACCACGCCCAUUUUGUGAUUAGUCAGUACACAUUUACAACUUUUGUACACACGUACACACACACACACACACACACACACACACACAAGUACAAUAACAACAAUAAUAAUAACACUGAUGUUGCUGCUUUAGGGACUGAAAUAAAGCAAUGAGAGAACACACACAAACAAUGCUUUAGAGAACAGUGUGUGUGUGUGUGUGUGUGUGUGCGUGUGUAUUUAGUACAGGCAAUACACGUAUGUGGUGCUACACUGAGUGGUUAGAUCUUUUGGCCCAGAAUACUCCAAUCUCUGCAUGACCUGUGUACACACUAAAAUAAACAGUUAUGAUUGUGUGACUUACAAUUACAAUUCAAUAAAAGCAGCAAUGAAGGCCAGGAA
Molecule: messenger RNA, 2349 nt
Organism: Silurus meridionalis
Lineage: Eukaryota; Metazoa; Chordata; Actinopteri; Siluriformes; Siluridae
Gene: cdk14
Product: cyclin-dependent kinase 14
Exons: 15
Coding region: 290-1639 (449 amino acids)
Biological process (GO): protein phosphorylation
Cellular component (GO): cytosol; nucleus; cytoplasm
Molecular function (GO): ATP binding; cyclin-dependent protein serine/threonine kinase activity; cyclin binding
Source: RefSeq, a predicted model, not a curated record